AUGUCAACGCAUGAUGCUGAAGCGAAAGCUGUCAACCUUCCACCCAAAAUAUCUACGCAAGUGCAACAUAAGGUCAUGGGAUCAGCGCAAUCAGGACUAGUGGUAGCUGCAUUGAGGAGUUUUACCUUUGCUUGUCAGCCAUACUUGAACUUUCUGGAAUCCACCUCCAGAACCAAGAAGCUGCCCUCUGAAAUGCUGAUGAAGUUCUCUCAGCAGAUGUCUGACACAUUGGAACAUCUGGUGCUGACAUUCGCUGACAAAAAUCUCAUCACUUUAGAUGAGUCAGAGCCUGACAACAUGUCUCACUUCUGCGUCGGCCACAUCCAGCUGGAGCGACCGAAGCUGAGCGUGACUGCAUUCCGCUAUUGCAAGCCCACACCUUACCUGGCAAGGGUGAACACCAGCGUGUUCAAGCGCAUGCGCUGGAAUGUAAGAGGACUUGAUGGAGCAAAAAACAAAGAUGGCAAACCAGUCACAGAAUAUUACUACCUGUGCUAUGAGGAUAUUCCCAAAGUGCACAAGGACGGUGACAAAUCAGAUUCUGCAGUGAUGCGGAUGUGGUCCAUUGGUCGGUGGGUGCAGGUGAAGCCUGACCCCAAAACAGAAGACUUCUUUGACUGGGUGCUGUGUGAGGUUCCAGAAGGUGCCUUCCAGAAGCUUCUGAUCAUGGGCAGUCAAGAGCCACCAAGCUGCAAAGCCACAGACCGCCUGCUGCAGCUUCUGUCAAUGCCAGUCAAAGCAGUCAAGAGCUCCUCAGGCGCCCUCAGGACACAAAACUGA
This is a messenger RNA of Nerophis lumbriciformis (worm pipefish), 780 nucleotides long. NCBI's taxonomy places the organism in Eukaryota, Metazoa, Chordata, Actinopteri, Syngnathiformes, Syngnathidae. The record is from RefSeq and is a predicted model, not a curated record.